Strongyloides ratti is the source of this 1053-nucleotide messenger RNA. Its product is annotated as Methyltransferase-like protein 13. The transcript is spliced from 3 exons. The record is from RefSeq and is a predicted model, not a curated record. The coding region runs from base 1 to 1053 and encodes 350 amino acids. Lineage: Eukaryota; Metazoa; Nematoda; Chromadorea; Rhabditida; Strongyloididae.
AUGUUUUAUUGGUUGACAAAAAAAAGAAUAAGCCUUUAUAUUGCUUUAUCAACAGCAUUUUUAUUAACUAUGUAUAAUUAUUAUAGUAAAGUAGAUGAUGAUAACCCUUAUUUAAAUGGAGAACAAUAUUUUAAUAGUGAAAAUACUAAAAACAUUGAUAGGUUGUGCUCAACACUUUUUACCAAUGUUUGUUAUUCUGUAGUUGACCGUAUAUCUGAAGAUGGAUUUGUAGAUAGAUUUAUUAUUUUAAAUGACGAUUUUCGAUUUUUAGAAACAUCAGUAAAAUUAAUUAAACCAGAUGGUCAUGAUUUUUGGACUUCUGAUACAACACUUUGGAAAAUAAAUCAUAAUCAUAUUGAUGGUGAUUAUAUUAUAAUGUUAGCUACAAUUCCUUUUGCAAUGAAUAUAAUGUCCCAAUCUCCUAAUACAAAAGGAAAUAUAUUAGAAAUUGGUCUUGGUGGUGGUUCACUUUCAAUGUUUUUACAUACAAAAUAUCGUAAUUUUAAUAUAACAGUUUCUGAGAUAGAAGAACAAAUGAUUAUUAUUGCAAGAAAAUAUUUUGAUAUUCAAUAUAAUAGUCAUAAUUAUCAUAUAAAAUAUGAAGAUGGUAUUAAAACAAUUGAGGAUUCAGUAUUAUCUAAUACUUUGUAUGAUGUUAUAAUAUUAGAUGCAUGCGAAGCAUCUGAACCUAUUCCCUGUCCGGUAGAAGCAUUUACAAAGGAUGACAUACUAGAUAAAAUAAAGCAAAUACUAAAACCAACUGGUAUUUUUAGUGUCAAUUUAUUAAUAACAAAUGAAAAUAGUUCUUACCACUUUAAAAAUUUUUUAGAAAAAUUAUUUAAAAGAUUUCCUGUAUGCAUGUAUGGACAUUCUGAUGAUGAACUUAAUACUGUUAUCGGAUGUGUAAAAUAUUCUAUUAAUAAUUUAGAAGAAUCUCAAUCAAUUUUUCAAAAUACCUAUGAAAAAUUAAUUGAUGAAUGGCAGUUACCAGAAUAUAUGAAAGAUAUUAAAUUUAAACUUUUAAAUAAAUCAGGAUUGAAAACGAUUUAUUGA